Adineta steineri is the source of this 1425-nucleotide messenger RNA. NCBI's taxonomy places the organism in Eukaryota, Metazoa, Rotifera, Eurotatoria, Adinetida, Adinetidae. The record is from the annotation of a GenBank genome assembly.
AUGGCUGCAACUAAUGAAGAAUUAAGCGACAGCAGUGUUACUGAUGAUGAUGAUAACGAAGAAAUGCUGAUGAAAGAGGAGAUCGCCAACAUUUUAUCAUUAGAUGGUAAUGAACAUAAAGAUGACAUUGUUAACAGUAUCUUGUAUGAUGGUCGACAAACAUUGGUCGAAUAUCGAGAAGAUAUUAUACCCAAAAUCUACAAAGAAACGAUGGAUAACAACAAUAGCCCAUUGAUGUUGUCAUUGAAACAGCACUUCGAAAAAACGCUGCAAGCACGUUUUAGUGAAGACAGUCCAUGGUUUGUGACAUUUCUGCGAGAAUAUAAAGAGGGCGAAAAUCAUGAUUUAUACGAUCGUGUCAUGAGUCGCAUAGUGGACGGAGGUGACUGCACGAAAAAUUUUGCAAUGUUAUCAAUACCUCUGCAGCUUCUGUUCGAAGGACUCGAUGAUGAAUGUAUGAAAGAAGGCGAUGUCUUUGAUCAUCUAUGGUCGACGAUUACCAAUGAUGGUUUGCAAUCGAUCAAGAAAUUCUCCGAUUAUAUCAUUAAAAGUGUUAUGGAUGAACAGUUGAAAAGCGGAUCGACAUUGUUUCGUGCGGUACGUGAAUAUUAUCGUGAUGAAGUCGUUUCAUCCUUGAACCAAUGCAAUAUUACAAACAAAAGAAAUAUAUACGAAUCAGCAUUAGACGAUGUUGCUGAGCAUGGUUGGUUAGGGGAUGUAAAAUCUAUCAAAGAUGAUAUCACUCCUCGAGCGCAUCGUAUGUUAUUGGAGGAACUACGUUCGUUUCAUGAGAAAGCACAACCACCUGCAGACGACAAAUCGAAAGCGAUGGAAGACAAUUCAGGACAGAAAACAACGUCAGAUAGUAAGGACACGUCGUCAGAGAAGGCGAAAGGUAAUGAAGAGCAGAAAACGUUGUUUCAUGGUAUGGAUGCCACAGAAAAAGAAAUAUUCAUGCUUAUCAAUAAACACCGUCAACACCAUGGUUUACCAUCACUCGAACCAUCUGUGAAUCUUGCUUAUGUUGCUCAUACACAUGCUGUCGAUAUAAUUGAGAACAAUCCAGAUGUUGCUGGUGGUAAUAUGCAUAGCUGGAGUAAUAAAGGAAAAUGGAAAGCCGUCAGAUACACGCCUGAUCACCGACAAGGACAAUUAAUGUGGAGUAAACCAACUGAAAUAAGUAAUUAUAAGUUUAACGGCUUUGAAAUAUCAUUUGGCCAUUUACAUCCUUUGCGAAAAACAUCGUCAGUUACACCAACGGAAGCCGUAAACAGUUGGAAAAGUAGUUCAGGCCACAACGCUGUGAUGAUCCAGCAAGGAAUAUGGCAACAUCCGCCAAUGAAAGCGAUGGGUGUUGGUGUUUAUAAAGGAUACGCCUGUACAUGGUUUGGUCAAGAGAAGGAUACAUUCCCAACUCCUUCGUAA